AUGACGCACCCGACGUUUGACAACGAGACGUUCACGCUGCCCGUACCGGGCACAGAGCUCUACCUGCGACCCGUCCGCCUCUCGGACGCGCCCAACCUCCGGGAUCGAUGCGCGGACCCGCUCAACGUGCAAUUCCUCCCGCACCUCCAAGGCAAGGAGAACCAGACAGUGGCCGAGGUGGAAGCGUGGAUCAAGACCGUCCAAGCCGGAUUCAACAAGGAUAGCCUCUUCCUCGUUGUUGUCGACUCUGCCUCCGACACGGUGAUUGGAGAGGGUCCGCUCGGAUUCAUCGAUUGGGAAACCAAGGAAGCCGAGUCUGGUGUCAUGUUGGAUCACCAGCACGCGGGGAAAGGCGUGGCAACUAAAGUAUUGAAUGCCAGCAUGGACUUUGCCUUCAACGAGCUAGGGCUCGAGAAAGUCAAGUACGGUACGCUCCAGGAUAACAAGGGAAUGGCUAAGGUGUUGACGGAAAAAUUGAAGGUCAAAGGUAUGCCAGAGCCGAGAACGAGGAAGGACGGCAAGAAGGAGUACAACUUUGUUUUCACGAAGCAAGAUUGGCUCGCUGCUUCUUCCUGA
Sporisorium graminicola is the source of this 576-nucleotide messenger RNA. RefSeq lists its product as uncharacterized. The transcript has a single exon. The coding region runs from base 1 to 576 and encodes 191 amino acids. NCBI's taxonomy places the organism in Eukaryota, Fungi, Basidiomycota, Ustilaginomycetes, Ustilaginales, Ustilaginaceae. Gene Ontology annotation, molecular function: protein-N-terminal-alanine acetyltransferase activity; protein N-terminal-serine acetyltransferase activity. The record is from RefSeq and is a predicted model, not a curated record.